Lindgomyces ingoldianus is the source of this 1797-nucleotide messenger RNA. RefSeq names its product actin-like ATPase domain-containing protein. The coding region runs from base 173 to 1402 and encodes 409 amino acids. Gene Ontology annotation, molecular function: ATP-dependent protein folding chaperone; ATP binding. NCBI's taxonomy places the organism in Eukaryota, Fungi, Ascomycota, Dothideomycetes, Pleosporales, Lindgomycetaceae. The transcript has 7 exons. The record is from RefSeq and is a predicted model, not a curated record.
CGAUCCCAAAUAUCCUUUGUUGUGCAGGAUGCGGUCCUUCUAGCACGAGCCUGCGAAUAUCACAGAUGCAAUAUAUUUGAACCUCUGACCGCAACGAGAGCAAGCCAUUACUUUAUCAAUCUCCCGCUACCGCACGCACUUUGAGUUCUCUUUCUUUGUGCAAAUCAUAGACAUGGAUUCGCGGACCAAGGAUCGGCUAUCGGAAGCACUAAGCAAGAUGAGCCUCCUGGGAGACGAUGACUCUGAUCGGAUGGUGAUCGCACUUGACUUCGGCACAACGUACAGCGGAAUCGCGUACGCGUUUUCCUCUAAACCUGACGAAGUUCACUGCGUAACUGAGUGGCCUGGAAGCUCCAAGACAGUACCAAAGGCACCUACAGUCCUGAAGUACCAGAAUAGAAAUGAAUUCAAGUGGGGUUAUGAGCUCGAUCGUACUGCGGAAGAAAAAAUUGUUGGCAUCAAGUUGCUCCUCGAUCCCGAUCAGAAACGACCCCUUUUCGACACCGCCGGGGCUGCAGCAACGAAAGCUGAAAUUGCGAAGUUAGGAAAACCCCCGGCAGAUAUUGCAAGCGAUUACAUUGCUGCAAUUUACAAACAUGCACUGAAGGUGAUUUAUGGGAAGGUGCCGAAAGCAUAUCUUGAUAUGCUGGACAAGUACUUUGUACUCUCUGUGCCGGCUGUUUGGUCAGAUAAGGCAAAGGAUGCCACGCUUCGAGCAGCCCGUAAUGCGGGGAUCUCACCGAUUGAGUUAAUCAAAGAGCCUGAGGCUGCCGCAAUGUACACACUGCACUACCUCAAGCAUCAGGGCAUGGAGGUAGGGGACGCUAUCACGAUUUGCGAUGCAGGAGGUGGUACUGUUGAUCUUGUUUCCUACGAGAUACUCAAUCUUGAUCCUUUGGAGCUAAAGGAACUGGUUCCGUCCACUGGCGGUAUUGCAGGGUCAUUGAUGAUUAACAAGAGAUUUGAGAACUGGGUUAAGGACAUGGUGGGUGAACGCACGUUCCUCGAUCUCAAAGAAACAGAUGCAUAUCGUCGAGCUAUGAAAGACUUUGAUGAGACCAUCAAGCCAUCUUUCCGGGGAAAGAAUGACGAGACUGCAUACGUCAAUUUCCCAAUGGCGAAGAUUAAAGACAACUCGUCCAAAGGAAUCAAGUCGAAUACAUUGACACUCUCUGUCCCCGACAUGGAAGACAUAUUUCAACCAGUCUUUGAGGAGAUUGACAAGUUGGUAACUCACCAGGUGAACGAGGUUCGCCUCAAGCGCAUGUCGUCUGGUCAUCCAAAGGGCGCAGCAAUCAAAGCGAUAUUUCUGGUUGGAGGCUUUGGAGAGAGCCUCUACCUCAAGGAAAAUCUAGCGGCAACGCACACAGGAACACAGGUCAUCCAGCCUAAUGGCGCGUAAGUGAAGUCCCAUCCAGGGCUUCCAACGGGCCGUACUACGGUCCGUACAAAGUGAACCGUAACGGUCACGUGUUCAGUACGAACGUACUGAGUUCGUGAGCCGCACCGUACGGUUAAUGAUGCCCUAGGUACGGUACGUAGUACGGAUCGUAUUACCCUUUUAGGAAGUUUUUAUAGCGAUUCUGGAGGAGUAGGAGGACUCUGGUGAGCAGGAGGUCUGCGGGGAGAGCUUCUAGAGCUCUGAUUAGCUGAAAGUUUCGCAAGGGCGCUCAAAUCUCUUUCUAAGGGGUUUAAUCUAUCCAUCUGCGGUCUGUUGUCUCAAAAAUGCCUAUUACAGACUAUUUUCCAUUGCAGAGUUAUCUAUCUACGCGUCUUGCCGCCUUACAGGCCUCAUCU